CAAAAACAGUGUGGAAUGCAUGUGUAAUCUUAUCGUGAACGUGCUUGUGCAUACUUGCUGUAAUUGUUAUUUACAAUGCCGAUUCUGUGUUAAAUUUCUUGCAGUUUCCCUUCCUGCUAUUGCCCUGACCAUUGUUGACAGCUAGCCUCGAUGUAAGCCUGUUUUCAUGUUAUGUGCACAUAAUAAUAAUAAUGUUUGUUAUGAGUAAUAAAUAAUCGAGUGAUGUAGUUUGUGCGCGAAGCGAGACUCCAAUAGUUUGGCGAUUGAGAUGGCACCAUUUCGCAGGAAGAAGUCCGACAAGAGUUUCCCUGUGAAGGUCUGUUCCCUGGAUGCUGAAUUGGAGUUCAAUUUGGAGUGGCGUGCAACAGGUAGGGACCUCUUUGAUCUGGUCUGUAGGACAAUUGGACUCAGGGAGACAUGGUAUUUUGGGUUGCAAUAUGAAGACUCCAAAGGUUUUAUUUCUUGGCUUAAACUUGACAAGAAAGUUCAAAACCAGAGCAUACAGAAGGACAACCAGAGCUCAGCUACAUUUAUGUUCCUUGGGAAGUUUUACCCUGAAGAGGUGGCUGAGGAGUUGGUGCAAGAAGUAACCCAACAUUUGUUCUUCCUUCAAGUGAAGCAAGCAAUUUUAUCAAUGGAUAUUUACUGUCCUCCAGAAGCUUCAGUCUUGUUGGCUUCAUAUGCUGUUCAAGCUAAGUUUGGAGAUUUUGAUGAAGACACUUUCAAACCAGGAAUGUUAGCUAGUGAAGAUUUGUUACCUCAGAGAGUCAUAGACCAAUACCAAAUGACUUUGGAAAUGUGGGAGGAUAGGAUUAAAGUCUGGUACAUGGAUCAUCGAGGAAUGUCCAGAGACGAGGCCGAAAUGGAGUAUUUGAAAAUCGCGCAAGACUUAGACAUGUACGGAGUAAAUUAUUUUCCAAUACUGAACAAAAAAGACACUGAUCUGUGGCUCGGCGUGACAGCGCUGGGUUUGAACAUUUACGAGAAGGAGAAUAAGCUUCAACCAAAAACUACUUUUACUUGGUCCGAAAUCAGGCACAUCAGUUUCGACGACAAAAAGUUUAUCAUAAAGCCUGUCGACAAGAACUCGCCGAACUUUGUGUUCUUCAGCCAAAAAGUCAGGAUGAACAAAUUGAUUUUGGAUUUAUGCAUAGGAAACCACGAUUUGUUCAUGAGGCGAAGGAAGCCGGACUCGAUGGAACUGCAACAGAUGAAGGCCGCCGCCAAAGAGGAGAAGCAGAGGCGGCAGGUUCAAAGGAACCAGUUAGCGAGAGAGAAGCAGCUGAGGAUCGAGGCCGAACGGAAGAGGGCUAACCUGGAGCAGAGGCUGUUGCAGUACCAAGAGGAAAUGCGAUUAGCUAACGAAGCUCUGAGGAGAAGCGAGGAAAGCGCCGAUCUUUUAGCUGAGAAAAGUAGAGUGGCCGAAGAGGAGGCGAUGCUUUUGAGUCAGAAGGCUUCCGAGGCUGAACAGGAAAUUACUAGAAUGCGUUUGAAUGCCAUGAGAUCAGAGGAAGAAAAGGUGAGUCUGGAGAGGAAAACGCGGGAUGCUGAACUGUUGACUGCUAGGUUAGUGGAGGAAUCAGAGAGGAGAGCUGCAGAAGCGAGCCGAUUGAAGGAUGAACUACUGAAGGCGAGGGCCGCCGAGAAACAAGCCAAGGAGAAACUGUUAGAUUUCUUCAAAACCAAUUACACAAGUAGUUCCGUUAAUAGUGUAUCCAGUUUGUAUUCGAAUCCUUUGAGCCCACAGUCGCCGGAUUUGAAUGACCCAGAGCCGGCGCGUUCUUCACCAGAUCUCAACUUAAAUUCAGCAGCGUACGAUCUGUACUCGACGGCCGAUGCGGAUCAGCUCAACUUGGAAAUCGAGAAAGACAAGGAGGAGUACUGGCAGAAAUCGAAGCAUCUGCAGAAUCAGUUGAUGGAGUUGCGUACUGUGAUCGCCGUCCUGAAAGUUGGCGAUAAACAGAACGAUCAUCUGGAUAAGCUGCACGAGCAGCAGGUGCAGCUGGGCGAGAACAAGUAUUCCACGCUGAAGAAGAGCAAAUCUGGAUCGACGAAAUCGCGCGUCGCCUUCUUCGAAGAUUUAUAAUCAUUAACCAAUUGUGAUUCUAUAUACGUUUUUUUUUUUAAUUAUUGGAUAUAUAUAUUUAUGGAGAUUGGAGUGAAAAAGAGAAAAAAAAAUACUUGCCUUAAAAACGAGACGAAGACGGACGCACGAUUAUUAAUUAGGGAAAAAAAGUCAGGUG
Messenger RNA from Nicrophorus vespilloides, 2243 nucleotides. RefSeq names its product merlin (gene Mer). The transcript is spliced from 10 exons. Gene Ontology annotation, molecular function: actin binding; cell adhesion molecule binding. Gene Ontology annotation, cellular component: apical part of cell; plasma membrane; filopodium. The record is from RefSeq and is a predicted model, not a curated record. NCBI's taxonomy places the organism in Eukaryota, Metazoa, Arthropoda, Insecta, Coleoptera, Silphidae. Gene Ontology annotation, biological process: regulation of cell shape; positive regulation of early endosome to late endosome transport; regulation of gliogenesis. Bases 269 to 2086 code for a protein of 605 amino acids.